AUGAAGUUCUCUCUUGUUGGCAUCGCCCUUGUCGUCGCCACGGCGACAGCAGAUCCUCACACGAUCAACGCAAUAAAGGACAUGAUGAAAGAAACUGUCGCCUACCGCAAGUCCAUUAACGAAUGGAACGGCAGCUACAUGGGGGGCCUAUUACUUCUCAAGCAAACCCGCGAUCUCGUCAACAAGAUGCGGGCCGUAGAAGCCGCUACGCCCAAAAAGCGGGACAUUGAGCAGCAGCCUUCCCCAGAAAUGACUGCCAUGUUGGUCAAGGAAGGCUUCGGAAACGCGCAUGAACUUGUGGGGGAGAUUGGUGCUUCAGUUGAUGACGCCAUCGCCAAGAAGCAGCAAUUUCAUGCCAUUCCCGUCGUCGGCAAACGAAUGGCCUUGUCCAACAUGGAAAGUCUGCGUUCAGCCGCAUCCGACUUGUCCAAGGUGUUUGCUGCCGCGGGCGACGAUGAAGGUCGAGCUGAAGAAACAGCCAACCUUCUUAGUGUUAUGGAUAAACACUUUGAAAGAGGCAUAGCUGCCAUGAAGGAUGAGCUUUAG
This is a messenger RNA of Beauveria bassiana ARSEF 2860, 546 nucleotides long. RefSeq lists its product as uncharacterized. Bases 1 to 546 code for a protein of 181 amino acids. The transcript has a single exon. Lineage: Eukaryota; Fungi; Ascomycota; Sordariomycetes; Hypocreales; Cordycipitaceae. The record is from RefSeq and is a predicted model, not a curated record.